This is a messenger RNA of Rangifer tarandus platyrhynchus (Svalbard reindeer), 327 nucleotides long. The record is from the annotation of a GenBank genome assembly. NCBI's taxonomy places the organism in Eukaryota, Metazoa, Chordata, Mammalia, Artiodactyla, Cervidae.
AUGUCUGGCCCUGACGCCAGGCUCCCUUUGCCCGUGUUGCAGCCAGAUCAAGCCUCCGGGCCCAGGGAAAUGUCCGGGCCCCACCAGAGCCCUCUGACCCAGGGCUCGAGCAGUUCCAUCCUGCCGCCUCCCAAGUCCAGAGCCUGUGAUCCCGGGACCAUGGGGGCGGGGCCACAGAUGAGCUCAGCAGAAGCAAUGGCCAGGUCAGGGGUGAGCCGACCUGUAGGCUCAGAUGUUUGUUCUGGUCGGGAGACCCGAGAUUCUGAAGCAACUGGACUGCCCCCUGGAGCGCUCCGUUCCUGCCAGGCGGUGCCAGCCAGUCCCUGA